Molecule: messenger RNA, 4002 nt
Organism: Emys orbicularis (European pond turtle)
Lineage: Eukaryota; Metazoa; Chordata; Testudines; Emydidae
Gene: FLT1
Product: fms related receptor tyrosine kinase 1
Exons: 30
Coding region: 1-4002 (1333 amino acids)
Biological process (GO): protein phosphorylation; vascular endothelial growth factor receptor signaling pathway; multicellular organism development
Cellular component (GO): plasma membrane; signaling receptor complex
Molecular function (GO): ATP binding; vascular endothelial growth factor receptor activity; growth factor binding
Source: RefSeq, a predicted model, not a curated record
AUGGGCAGCCGGGCGCUCGCAGGUGCCAUGCUGUGCGGGCUGCUGGCACCCGCUCUCCUCCUCGCAGGAUCUAGUUCAGGGUCAAAAUUAAAAGGUCCUGAACUGAGUAUAAAAGGUGCACAGCACGUCAUUCAAGCAGGCCAGACCUUAAAUCUCACAUGCAGGGGGGAAAUGGUUCAUUCAUGGUCUCUGCCUGAAGCUCCAAGUAAGGAGAGCAAAAGGCUGAAAAUAAUUAAAGUUGCCUGUGGAAGGAAUGGCAAACAGUUCUGUAGUAGCCUGACCUUGAGCAGAGCUCAAGCAAAUGACACUGGAUACUAUAGCUGCAAAUAUGCAUCAUCAAGUGCUGUAAGAAAGAAGACAGAAUCUACAGUCUAUAUAUUUAUUAACGAUACAGGCAGUCCAUUUGUAGAGCUGCACAGCGACAUACCUAAAAUUAUACACAUGACUGAUGGAGGAGAGAUGAUCAUUCCAUGCAGAGUCACGGCACCAGACGUUGCUGUUACUUUAAAAAAGAUUCCACUAGAAACUCUGAUUCCUGAUGGGAAGACAAUAAUUUGGGAUAGCACGAAAGGCUUUAUAAUACCAAAGGCAACAUACAGAUUCAUAGGUCUCAUGAGCUGCGAGACAACCGUUGACGGGCAUAAGUAUAGUACGAAAUACCUAACGCACCGACAAACCAACACAAUAUUUGAUGUCCAACUAAACACCCCAAACCUAAUCAAAUUGCUGAAAGGAGACACCCUGGCCGUUAACUGUACAGUUGCUGCAGCCUGGAACACAAGAGUUCAGAUGACAUGGAGUUACCCUGGUGAGGCAAACCGCAGAGCAUCUAUAACCAAUCGCAUUGGCCAAAGGAAUACAGAUGCCAAUAUUUUCUACAGUAUUCUUGUUGUUGACAAAGUGCGUGAUAUUGAUAAAGGCCAGUAUACCUGCCAUGUGAAGAGUGGACCAUCGGUCAAAUCUGUUAACACAACAGUCCACGUUUAUGAUAAAACAUUUAUUACUUUGAAACACCGAAGGAAAAGUGUGCUUGAGGCUGUAGCUGGCAGAAAAUCCUAUCGGCUGUCAAUGAAAGUGAAAGCAUUUCCCUCACCAGAGGUUGUAUGGUUAAAAGAUGGGUUACCCGCUGCUGAAAAGUGUGCCCGCUAUGUGGUUAAAGACUAUUCAUUAAUCAUCAGAGAUGUUGCUGAAGAGGAUGCAGGGAAUUAUACUAUAACACUGAGUAUACGACAGUGGAACUUGUAUAAGAACCUAACAGUCACACUCAUUGUAAAUGUGAAACCCCAGAUUUAUGAAAAAGCAGUGUCGUCAUUUCCUGAUCCCAAUCUCUACCUACUGGGCAGCAAGCAAGUGCUGACUUGCACUGUUUAUGGUAUUCCUCAGCCUACAAUUACAUGGAUAUGGCAUCCUUGUAGACAAAAUCAUUCCAAAGCAAGGUAUGAAGUUUGCUCUAACACCGAGGGACCUUUCAUCUUGAAAAGUGGCAGCAGCAGAGGAAACAGAAUCCAGAGCAUCACUCAACACAUGGCAAUGAUAGAGGGGAAGAAUAAGACUGCUAGCAUUCUGGCUGUAGCCGAAGCGAAAUCUUCCGGAAUCUACAGCUGCGUGGCUUCCAAUAAAGUAGGAAAUGUUGAAAGAAACAUUAGCUUUUAUGUAACAGAUGUGCCAAAUGGAUUUCAUAUUAAUUUGGAAAAAAUGCCCAUUGAAGGAGAGAACCUGAUAUUGUCCUGUUCAGUCAACAAAUUCCUGUACAAAGACAUUGCUUGGAUUUUGCCGAGGACAGUUAAUAAUCAAACAAAAGCAAAAAAGCACAUCAUUAAGGAAUACUCCACUACCCUCAUUCUCACCAUCAAAAAUGUUUCCCUGGAACACUCAGGGACCUAUGCCUGCAGAGCAAGGAACAUAUACUCGGGGGAAGAAGUGCUUCAAAAGAAAGACGUUACAAUUAGAGCUCAGGAAGCACCAUCCCUCCUGCGCAACCUCAGUGAUCAGAUUGUGAACACCAGCAAUUCUGCUACUUUAGAAUGUCAGGCUCAAGGCAUCCCCGAGCCCCAGAUAUCCUGGUUUAAAAACCACGAAGAAAUACAGCAAGAACCAGGAAUAAUUUUAGCGCCAGGAAGCAAAAUGCUGUUUAUCGAAAGAGUCCAAGAGGAGGAUGAAGGACUUUACCGGUGUAUAGCCACCAACCUAAAAGGAUCUGUGGAGAGUGCAGCUUAUGUCACUGUACAAGGAACAUCAGAGAGAUCAAACCUGGAGCUAAUAACUCUGACAUGUACCUGUGUGGCUGCUAUGCUCUUCUGGCUCCUAUUAACGCUCUUUAUACGCAAGCUAAAAAGGCCUUAUUCUUCUGAAAUAAAGACCAAUUACCUGUCAAUCAUAAUGGAUCCUGAUGAAGUCCCCUUAGAUGAACAAUGUGAACGUCUUCCAUUUGAUGCCAGCAAGUGGGAGUUUGCAAGGGAAAGGCUGAAACUAGGAAAGUCACUUGGAUGUGGGGCGUUUGGAAAAGUGGUAGAGGCAGCUGCUUUUGGAAUUAAAAAUUCCACCACGUGCAGAAUAGUUGCUGUGAAAAUGCUGAAAGAAGGAGCCACAGCAAGUGAAUACAAAGCGCUGAUGACUGAGCUGAAAAUCCUGAUACACAUUGGGCAUCAUCUUAAUAUUGUGAACCUGCUAGGAGCUUGCACAAAAAAUGGUGGGCCUCUGAUGGUGAUUGUUGAAUACUGCAAAUAUGGAAACUUAUCAAACUACCUGAAAAGCAAAAGGAAUUUUUUCUUCCCCAACAAGGAUGCGUCAUUGCAAGUAGGACAGAUGAAAGAGAAAAAAGAUAUUGAGCUGGUGGAAGGCAAAAAACAAAGGCUGGCUAGUGUCACCAGCAGCGAGAGCUUAGCAAGCUCCGGAUUUCAGGAAGAUAAAAGUCUGAGUGAUGUGGAGGAGGAAGAGGAGGAUUCUGACGACUUUUACAAAUGGCCCCUCACUAUGGAAGAUCUUAUUUCUUACAGUUUUCAGGUGGCUAGAGGCAUGGAGUUCUUGUCAUCCAGAAAGUGUAUUCAUCGUGAUCUGGCAGCCAGAAAUGUCCUUUUAUCUGAGAACAAUGUAGUGAAGAUCUGUGAUUUUGGCCUUGCAAGAGAUAUUUAUAAGAAUCCUGAUUAUGUGAGAAAGGGAGACGCACGACUUCCCCUUAAGUGGAUGGCUCCAGAAUCCAUAUUUGAUAAGAUCUACAAUACGAAAAGUGAUGUGUGGUCUUAUGGGGUAUUGCUGUGGGAAAUAUUUUCCUUGGGUGCUUCUCCUUAUCCAGGGGUGCAAAUAGAUGAAGACUUCUGCAGCAGAUUAAAAGAAGGCACAAGGAUGCGGGCCCCAGAAUAUGCAACAUCAGAAAUGUAUCAAAUCAUGUUGGACUGUUGGCAUGGGAACCCCAAUGAACGACCAAGAUUUUCUGAACUGGUGGAAAGGUUAGGGGAUCUGCUUCAAGCAAAUGUGCAACAGGAUGGCAAAGACUAUAUCCCUUUGAAUACUAUAUUUACAGCAGAUAGCAGAUUUGCAUACUCAAGUCCCACCUCAGUCAACUCUAAUUUGAGUGAAGAUAUUUCAAUUCCAAAAUCAAACUGUGAAAACACUGAAAAUGCUGGAUACAUAAACACCUUCAAAAUGAAGCCACCCCAGAGGGUAAAUACCUUUGAAGAGCUUUCGCCCAAGGAUACCUUUGUAUUUGAUGAUUAUGAGGCAGACAGUGGGAUGGUGCUGGCUUCAGAAGAACUGAAACGCUUUACUUGGACAGAGAGCAAACAAAAGCAAAUGCUUUUUGGUCUGAAAGCUGCCAGCAGGAGCAAGGAGUCCGUUCUUUCUGAAAUGACCAGGCCGAGUUUCUGCAGUUCCAGCUGUGGCCACCUCAGUGAAGCUAGUUGGAGAUUUCCUUAUGGUAACAUAGUGCUGGAAAAAAUGAGAGUGUGCCAUUCUCCUCCUCCUGAUUACAAGUCACUGGGGUUUUAUUCCCCCCCACCUGUUUAA